AUGGGCUGGGCGUAUGUGUGCAUUGAUCUUCCUGUGGCGGGAGACCAGCCGAAAGUGAAGGAUAGGUAUGGGAAGGAGUGGGACGUGAUCAUACCGGGCGCGUUCAAGUUUGAGUAUGUGAAGGAUCCGAGCGCGAAGCAUGAUGGGAUCAAGUUCAAGAAGAUGGAAAUAUUCUAUGAUACCGGACCUGCUCUCAAGAAAAUGCUCCAGAGGGGGAUGAUCAAGCCUGAAGAGCUGAUGCAGUAG
Coniosporium apollinis CBS 100218 is the source of this 246-nucleotide messenger RNA. RefSeq lists its product as uncharacterized. The record is from RefSeq and is a predicted model, not a curated record. The coding region runs from base 1 to 246 and encodes 81 amino acids. Lineage: Eukaryota; Fungi; Ascomycota; Dothideomycetes. The transcript has a single exon.